AAUAAUCUGUGAAAAGAAAGAAACACCAUUUUUAUUAGCUAAGAUUGAAAGAUGACACAAGUUGUUAAGCCACAUGAACCAAAGACACAGGCGUUUACCCUUUUGAGUGGUCAUUCCAUACCAGCUGUUGGAUUGGGGACAUGGAAGUCUGGUUCAGAGGCAGUCAAUUCUGUGUUCACUGCCAUUGUUGAUGCUGGUUACAGACACAUAGACACUGCUUCGCAGUAUGGAGUUCAAAAAGAAGUUGGAGAAGCACUCCAAGCAGCCAUGAAAUCAGGAGUGGAAAGGAAGGAUCUAUUUGUCACCUCCAAACUAUGGUGCACUGACUUGACCCCUGAAAGGGUUAGACCUGCUCUGAACAAUACCCUUCAAGAACUCCAACUUGACUACCUUGAUCUUUACUUGAUUCAUUGGCCAUUUCGACUAAAAGAUGGGGCCAGCAGACCCCCAGGACCAGGAGAUGUUUUAGAGUUUGACAUGGAAGGGGUGUGGAGAGAAAUGGAGAAGCUUGUGGAGGAAAAGCUUGUGAGAGACAUUGGAAUCUGCAAUUUCACUCUGGCAAAGCUUGAAAAGCUGCUGAGCAUUGCUCAAAUAAUGCCUUCUGUCUGCCAGAUGGAAAUGAAUCCUGGAUGGAGAAAUGAUAAGAUGCUUGCAGCUUGCAAGAAGAAUUACAUCCAUGUCACUGCUUACUCUCCACUGGGCUCAUCAGACAGUGGGAGGAAUCUGACCAAAGAUCAAAGGGUUGAUAGGAUAGCCAACAAGUCUCACAAGAAUCCAGGGCAGGUGCUGGUGAAGUGGGCCAUUCAGAGAGGGACAAGUGUCAUCCCCAAAUCAGUUAAGCCAGAUAGGAUAAUGCAGAAUGUCAGUGUCUUCAAUUGGGAACUUCCAGAAAAAGAUUUUAAGACCCUUAGCAGCAUGCAGGAGCAGAGAAGAGUUCUGGACGGUGAAGAGCUCUUUGUGAACAAGAGCGAUGGUCCAUUAAAGAGUACAGCGGAUAUUUGGGACCAUGAAGAUUAGUCCACAUUUGCACCAACCCACUUUGUUUGUUUCUCUCUUUUCCAAGGCACUUUGUAGAAUUAGAUUUAACGUAAUGUGAUACUUGUUCUUAUAAAGGGUAAGGGUUCAGGUCAUUCACAUUGAUAUUAGGUGCACACCCUCUAUAUGCAGACUUUUUAUCUGUGAUAUACUAUAAUUACUUCACUAGUACUUUAUAAAGAUUAACAUCAACUAUGAUUCUGAUCAUAUAAAUAAAGUUAGGAGUAGUCAGUGUUUGGGAAGCUUGAGAAUUAUUGGUAAGGAAUUACUGAGGCCAAGGAAUUUUCAAUUAUUCUGUAUGUUUUUCUAACCUUAAUUACAAAAAUCCUUAGGAUUUUACUAUGUAAUUUGCCUUUUCCCAAGGGAAAUGUGUUUCUGUAGCAUUUUUUCUUAGGUGAUCUGUAUUCAGUAAAGGAUGAUGUCAAUUUAUAUUCAGAGUUAACUUGCUUUUGUAUGUGUUUGAUCCACUGAAAGGUUUCUUCAGCGUCUAAAAUCAUUGUUACUGGACAAAAUUUAUAAGCAAAAAUCUAAAUUUCCAAGACUUUGGUGAAACCACUGCAACCAACAAAGACGGUCACUGAUGCACUAACCAAGGUCAAUAAACACUCCCUAUUCAAUGCAAGCAAUGAAGCCAGGGUGUUCCCAUGGUUCAUUAUUAUAUCUUUAAAAGUAGGGGGCACUUGUCCAAUUGUUCCUAGUGGCAGAGAAUUUGAAGUAGAACAAAAGUAGUAAUAAAUGCAGAGUUUGAAGUUAUGAUUCUGAAGAGUGACAGAUUGUAGAUAAGAGAGGAAUGCUUAAGGUCAGGCUUGCUCCGGAUGGUCAAAGGGCAAUAAUUUAAACUCUUUAGUGGGCAUGAUAUACUAAAGGAAUCAACAUACAUUAAUUUACAUAGCAAAUAAAUAAAUAAAUGAGGUCCCUCAGUUUUUUCUUUAACUCUUGAUACCAAAAAAUUGUCAUGGAACAUUCUGCAGACCAUUUUGCAGAUAUUAAGAGCGUUGACAGUAUAUGGAACCUAGACAACUUCCAUUUGAGUUCAUGCGUUAGAAGUCACUCUUCACAAUGCAAAUUCAAUUUAUAAAGUGCACAAGACAAAUGUUUCCAUUGGUGACAGUCAUAAUGGUAUGUAAUUACUAGAUGGUCACCCUGACAAUGUUUUGAGAAGGCACAAGCAUUACAUCUUGAGGCCCUUCAUUAGUGAGAUUCAACGUGGUGAAUAGUACUUGGACGAUUGCCGUUUACUCAUAGCCCUAGCAAGGCGUGGAAGUUUUGACAAAGAGUUGGCUCUGGAAAACCCUCCAAGAGCUUUCCAUUCUUCAUCUAUUUCCAACCCAACCUUGCCAUCCACUGUGUUGUUCAUUCAGAAAGAAACAUAUGGCAGCACAAUCAUCAACCUUGGAACCAGGAUACUUGUAUCUCCAAGCUUUUACAGCACGCUUUACUAACAACUUGGCUGCGAUAGACCUCCUUGGUGCUGAAGCAACUAUGCUUACUACUUCAUGGUUAGUGAGCACAUCCCAUAUCUGUGUAGAAAACAGAAAAUAUAAAAUUUUGGUCAUUCCAAAUGGAUGUUUGUAAAAGUAAUUCAUUGCUUCCAUGAUUUGACUAAAUACUAGCAUAGUUUAAACUAUUAUUUAGGCCCUAUAAUUGUCCACAUUUCAAGGUUUAGUCUCUUUAUGAGGAAACCAAAAGUUGUAGUUC
Molecule: messenger RNA, 2733 nt
Organism: Vigna unguiculata (cowpea)
Lineage: Eukaryota; Viridiplantae; Streptophyta; Magnoliopsida; Fabales; Fabaceae
Product: NAD(P)-linked oxidoreductase superfamily protein
Molecular function (GO): oxidoreductase activity
Source: RefSeq, a predicted model, not a curated record